AUGCAGGUCUACAUCGUUUACAUGGGGGCAUUGUCGUCAAACAGCGACUACGUCUCUAUCAAACGUCAACAUUUUUCAUUGCUUCGUAGUGUCAUUGGAAAAGGUUACACACCGAGCCUAAUCAUCACCAACUAUGGGUUGGCCUUUGACGGGUUCGCCGCAUGGCUCACUGAAGAGGAAAGCAAGAAGCUUUCA
Molecule: messenger RNA, 195 nt
Organism: Thlaspi arvense
Lineage: Eukaryota; Viridiplantae; Streptophyta; Magnoliopsida; Brassicales; Brassicaceae
Source: the annotation of a GenBank genome assembly